Molecule: messenger RNA, 459 nt
Organism: Aegilops tauschii subsp. strangulata
Lineage: Eukaryota; Viridiplantae; Streptophyta; Magnoliopsida; Poales; Poaceae
Source: RefSeq, a predicted model, not a curated record
CCGCUGCUAACGGCAGCUGCUUGCAAGAGAGCAUUCGCCCUCGUUCGUAAAAUCUUCCGCCUUGAGUAGAACUUCUGUCGCGUAUUCUGCUAGCAUGGCGCCGUCGUACUCGCCGGAGCCGGAGCCGCCGUUCCGGCCGAGGGAAAAGAUAGUAAAGAUGCAGAGGUACUUCCAGAGCGUGCACAGGCCGACGUACUUCAAGGGGCGCUACGACGUGAUCACCUCCGUCGCCAUCCCUCUCGCCCUGGCCGCCUCCAGCAUGUUCCUCGUCGGGCGCGGGAUCUACAACAUGUCCCACGGCAUCGGGAGGAAGGAGUGACCAUUUUGGGGUACCGAUUGAAGCCCUCUCUUCUGUGUCGUCUAACACCUAAGAGCCCAUGUACAGUUGUGUGUGUACGUACCUUUGUGAAGUGAAAGCAGUGUACUAAAGUGUUGGAUUCAGAUGGGAGUUGUCGCCUA